Phragmites australis (common reed) is the source of this 1125-nucleotide messenger RNA. RefSeq names its product phospholipase A2 homolog 3-like. Lineage: Eukaryota; Viridiplantae; Streptophyta; Magnoliopsida; Poales; Poaceae. Gene Ontology annotation, biological process: phospholipid metabolic process; arachidonate secretion; lipid catabolic process. The record is from RefSeq and is a predicted model, not a curated record. The transcript has 4 exons. The coding region runs from base 296 to 775 and encodes 159 amino acids. Gene Ontology annotation, molecular function: A2-type glycerophospholipase activity; calcium ion binding.
AACUGGCACUGUGGCACACCCAUGAGCUAGCCAACAAGCCCCCGUCGGCUCACGGGACGAGUAGAACCAAACACGGGCCCCAUCUCUCCACCCCCUCCUUCCUUGGCUCCUUCUCCCUCCAAAUCAGUGCGCACUGCAGUUCGGAGCUCUCACCGCCCCGCAAUCACGCCCCGGCCUCUUGCCGCGUCCCUCACUUCCUCCCCUGGACAACCUCGCCUCGACCGCCGAGACCGCCGUCAAGAGCCGGAAGAGAGAGGGCGCGCGCGCGGGAGAGGUUUCUGGAGGUUUGGAGAGGAUGGCACGCGGCAGAUCGGGCUGUACUUCAGGGCCGCAGUGCCUGCUCGGGAUGCUAGGCCUCCUUGUCUGCGCGGCCAUCGCGCCGCCCGCCGCCGCGCUCGACGUCGGCCUCCAGUCCGCCGGCGACGGCGUGCAGAGCAAGCAGGUGUGCAGCCGCACGUGCGAGUCCGACCACUGCACGACGCCGCCGUUCCUGAGGUACGGCAAGUACUGCGGCAUCCUCUACAGCGGCUGCCCCGGCGAGCCACCGUGCGAUGCGCUCGACGCCUGCUGCAUGCACCACGACAACUGCGUCCAGGCCAAGAAUGACUACUUGAGCACGCAGUGCAACGAGGACCUGCUGGAGUGCCUGGGGAAGCUGCGGGAGAGCACGUCGACGUUCGAGGGGAACAAGUGCAUGAUCGACGAGGUCAUCGACGUGAUCUCGCUCGUCAUCGAGGCCGCCGUCAUCGCCGGCAGGGUGCUGCACAAGCCGUAGCCAGCGAGCGCAGCUGGCGGGCGGCGAGGCGCUGCUGGCACACACGCGGUGGGCGUGGAGCCGGCGAGCGCGCCAGGACAAGUAACAACUUGCCUGGUAGGUGGGUGGUACAUGUUUUGCUUGCUUGGUGUAGGUGGUGUCCGGCCGCUGGCCGGGACCCGGGCUGCGUCGGCUCACAUGGGGGCUUAGGUCGUAGCUCCCAGACCAGGCCGAAACUUACGACAAGAUAUAUAUGGAUAUUUACAUGCUUAAUUUUCGGUCAUUUUGCUCACUCGUGGUGCAUCUCGUGUCACACUUUAAUCUGUCCCACUGUUACUUGGAAUAAGAAGAAUUCUAUCAUUCUCUUUUUA